This is a messenger RNA of Linum tenue, 364 nucleotides long. Lineage: Eukaryota; Viridiplantae; Streptophyta; Magnoliopsida; Malpighiales; Linaceae. The record is from the annotation of a GenBank genome assembly.
GUCGGAUCUGAUUGGAAAUAGACAAGAAGGCUCUUUUCGGCUUGGCUCUUCCUUUUUAGGGUUCCGAUUACGGCCGACGAGAUUGAUGAGAUUGUGGAAUCCAAUCAUGCUUAAAUGUCCGUUCUCGGACCAUAGAUGGACCAUAAGUGGUUUUGAAGGCAAGACUUGGAACCACGGGCGACAUGGAUAUAAAAGAUGGAGACUACAUCUAGCCUAUGUGAUUACCACUAACCUACUGUGCAUUUUUGGAUUGCUAUGUCUUCCCCGAGGCUCUGGAGUUGUUUUGGUUUCAAGGACACAACAAUUAGAGGAAGAUGGUUGUUUGUGUUAGAUAUAUGAAAGCUUGUAUGUUCCCUUUUCCUUG